GAGCUCUGUUGACAGAUGCACCGGUGGCAUGUAAGGAAAUGGACAUUCAUCAGGUUUCUUUCUUCUCUUUCUUCGUCUCUUAUUAUACAAGCUUUAUUCAUCCGCAUUCGCAACAGACGGAUUAAACGGACGAAAAGAGCGGCUGACUGGCUAGCUGUUCACAGGGACGCAGCAACAGUGAGGUCAUAUGGCGCCACUGGUGUCAUGGCAACCGAAAAGAUAAACAAAUUCGCCGUCACACUCCAGCAGGCCGAGUGAAAGCCAAGAAGGCGUAAUAGCAUUAGCCUCGUGUAGUGAGUGCUCCGUGCUGGCUGAGUGUUGAUCAGUUGCCAGGGCGCGCUGCAUUGUGGCUGUAAUCUAGUCCUUCAGGUUAGGUUAAGAAUCGUGGCAAGAUUGAGGGAAGUGAGUUAGAGAUGGAAAUGGUGCACACAUCUUAGGCUACGAAAGGCUAUUACAACCACGUGCUGUAUUUUUGUGUGAAACUGGGAAGGCGUGAGUGUCAGGGACAGGGAGGCAGCGUGGUCAUAGCGGUGGACCGCUGUAAGAUAGGCAGGGGUGAGUUGGGUCACUAUGCCUUCCAUAGCUGAACAGAAGGCGAAGGUCAACAGCCAAAUCCAGGACCUGAGGAAAAAAAUUCAGCUCUCAGAGGGCGAGAGCAAGGCCUUCUACGAGGAGAGUGAGGGAGAGAAGCGCGCCAAUAAGGCAGCAAUCAUCGCCCUGCGUGCUGAGAUCAAGCUCCUCCAUAUCAAGAUUCAGGAAGCCAAACAGGGGAGUGAGAGGAGUGUAGAGCGAGUGCUUCAGCAGCGCAGCAGUGGAGGGACAGGAGGAAAAACCAGGGGAACUACUAGUGCUGGAGGGAAAAGCAGAGGUGGUGGUCGUGGUGGAGGGAUUGGGGGAGGGAGGAGUCACAGCAGUGGGGGUGUGAGUGGAGGAGGUGGGGGUGGAGGAGGACUGACAGUCAGAGUGAAGAGGGCUGAGGACACCAUAACAGCCACACAGUACAGACUCCACGACCAAGUGAAGAGACUUAACUUCCUGCACCACACUCGCUCCCAGCGCGAGGACCGCCUGGCCACCCUCAAGGCGCUGCUGGGCGAGGCAACAUCUGAACGUGCACAGCUGGAGCAGUCCAGCAUCCAGGAGCUUCAGCAGGAACUGAUAGGGCUGGAGAAUGAGCUGGAGCGAGUGGGCGUGAAUGUGAGUGAGGCGGAGGGCGUGCGGCGCCGCUACUCUGCCAUGGUGACAGCACUGAGAGGGGAGGCUGCCGCACACCGCACCACCCUCGACCAGCUCCAUGUCCGUCUUGCCCAGGAGAAAGAGGCCCUCAUGCAUCUCAGGGAAUCCCGGAAGAAGGCAGAGAAAACACGAGACUCCCUAAGGACACGGCUCCACCAAGAGGAGGAAUGUGCUUAUGAGACCAAGAGGGAGAGGGAGAAGAGGUUGUCAGAAUACAGGCGGCGUGCUGAAGAGCGUCGUGUGCUGGACUUGGGCACUGCUGCUGACCGCCGGCUGUCACUGCUGCGCUCUCCACCUACUCGCCGUGACUCCCCUUCUGCUGCACCGCUCACCCCACAUGAUGCACAGGAGAUGGUGGAGGCAGAGCUUGAGAAGUACCAGCAGGUGUUUACAAAGCUUAAGGAUGUGCUUGGCGUGACCAGUGUGGAUGAGGUGGUGGAGAGGCUCACCACGCAGGGCAACACCAGGGAACACCUCCGCCAGCUGCGCUCCGUCACUUUGGAGGAGGUGACGCGCCUCAAGCAGGAGAAGGAAACUAUGCACGAGGAGUUGCAUCGUGUCAAGUACACCACCACUGAGGAUGCUGCCAGAAUGGUUGAGAUAAUCAAUGAACUACGACAACGCAAGGAGGAACAAGCACGACUGAAGGAGGAGCUGGCCACUCGCCUUGAUGGGACCAUGAAGGUGCUGACAGGUGUCCGAGCCGGUCUGGAGCAUAUUGCUGAAAAGUUGGAAAGCCCUGAGGAGCCACGUCCAGCCCGGAGUGAGGUGAACUCCCCACUAGAGUACCUGGUAUUACUGAUGGAGUACAACACAAGACAGGCAGAUAUCCUCAUGCAACAGAUCAGUGAUGCUGCACACCUCCAGCACAAGCUGGCAGAGAUGCAAGAAGAGGAGAAGGAAAAUGGUGGCAUCCUAACCUCCCCGGAGAACAUUAGAGUCUCCUUCCCCGGCACUGUAUCCACCAAGGCUGCCCAACAACAGGUUGAAGAAGGAGCAGAUAGUGGAGAAGAAGAGGAGACCUUGACACGCAAGUUUAUCAAGCGACAAGCACAGAUGAUUGUAGAAGCUAAGGCUCGCAAGAGAAAUCGUCCUGUUUCUACCUUCAAGUCCUAAAAUGGAAUAACAUACAACUUUGAAAAGGUGACAAGAAACUACAAUUAAAUUGGCUGUCUAUAUGUGUAACGAUGCUUUUACUGUUCCUUUUACAUUAUAAACUUACAAUCUUUUAUAACAAUAAUCUUGAAACCAUUUAUGUUAAUAUUCCUACUCUCAAGAAAAGUGGUUCCCAACCUUUUCCUGAGCGUACAAAUUGGGGGUCCCAUACAGUCGCUGUGUACCACCUGGCUCCAGAAAACUCAUUUCCAGCAAAUAUCAAUCUAUUCACAAGUAGAACAUACUAAUAACACGGAACAUAAAUCAGUUUAAUGCAAGGGAUAAUAAUUUUUCUGAGAUAUGAAUUAAUGUAAUUUAAUUAAAAUCGCAUACGAUCCAGAAAGUCCUCACGAAGCACCUGGAAGACCUUCGCAUACCACAGUUUGGAAACCACUGCUCUAGAAUAUCAAUGGUGGUGAUAUCAAGUUGGUGUUGCAAACAUUUACUCCUCACAAUGAAGAUAUUCACAUAACCUUUUCUAAUGAAGCUUCACUCAUUUUCUAAAUACAUAGUGUGUAUAUAUACAAUAGAGUCCUAGUUUUCACAGUUGUUUUAUACUUUCUUUUCAAUGGAACCUAACUUAAAGCAUGGGAAAUCUCACUUGUGAAAAAAUCAGCUUGAUAUGAUGGAAAUGCAAAUUCUUGGUGGAUGUCUUAUAUAUGAAAAUGCUAUACAAUACGGCCCCAGGUGUCACCGGCGUUUCCCCUGUGUACUGCCAACAUGUAGUCUUAAACUUAAUGUUGGCUGAAUGCAACCCUCUAGAUUUGAUAUAUACUGUACGGUCUAGGUCAGCAAUCAUAUUCACUAUUCACAAUCCCUUUAGGAAUGAAUCCCUUGCAUAGUUCAAGACAUCCCUGUAACCUUAGCCUCUUACUUGUAUGCCAGAUAGUAGCCCUGGUGUAUUUUGUUGUGAGGAGCUCCAUGUUCUUGACCUUGAUCUUGCCACAAUCAUCCUUACCUGACUAAAUCUUAUCUAUGCAACACUUGUUUGGUUAGGUUGUUAUGUUAGAUUCAGCUGUUAGUUUACAUCUAGUUAGGUUAGCAUGCUAGCUGCUGCAUUAAGAUGGAGAUGGUUGCUAUCACAAUAACAAGCACAGCAGGGCAUCACAUUUCUAAAUAAUUACAAACCUUUGACCUUGUUAUUAUUUUCCUCCAACAAAUUUUCUGAGCUAAUAUUAAAAAUAAAUAUCCUAUCGUUUAUUACCAUAAUGUGUUCAGCGUUUUAUCAAGACAGCUCUCUCCACCACAACAACUAUCUGUCCAUCACAGCCUCACCAGUAAUUAACUAACAUUAGAUUUUCAAACACUAACAUCCACCUUUGUUUAUAACAGUACAAAUAAUUUUUGACAACUCAUUUUAUGCUGAUACGUAAUUACAAACCAUGGGUAUGAUUAUAUACAGUCGGCGCGAAAAGAUAAGGCGCGGUAGAGGUUGCGCCUUAAAUUUCAGCGGAAUCGGUACUAUGGCUAAAACUAGGCUAAAUGCAGGCCUCGAAGUACAGCAAGAGAACUGAAGGAAACUAACCCAGAUUUGCUUGGCAACGCAUCAGUACGUAGCAUUCAACAAUUUCUCCAUGAUGACUUGGGUUAUCAUAGCUACCGGGCCAGAUGUAAACCGCUGCUAACCACUGUCCAGAGGGCUGAGAUUGAAAUUUGCCAAGAAAUAUAGUGUGUGGUCAGAUGAGGAUUGGAGAGGAGUAUUAUGGAGUGACGAGGCAACCUUCACAGUGACUGGGAGCCGGUAUGACAAGGUGUACCGCCGGCCCCACAGUGACGCUCUGGACCCCAAGUUCACCACAAAGACUGUUAAGCACCCUGAUUCGAUUAUGGUAUGGGGCUGUUUCAGCUAUUAUGGUGUUGGCAGUUUAGUGGUGCUGCCAAAGAACAUUAAAGUGAACCAGGGAGUAUAUCUUGAGUUACUGUGUGACCAUUUGCCAAACUCUUUUGAGAAAACUCGGGCAUGAAUUUUUAUGCAGGACGGUGCUCCCUGCCAUACCGCCAAGUCAGUUGUUACUUGGCUAGAUGACUGCAUGGUAAACUACUUUAAGGACUGGCCAGGAAAUAGUCCUGACAUCAACCCGAUUGAGAACCUGUGGUCAAUUAUAAAAAGAGGAUUGCGCAACCUUGACACCUCAUCUGUACCCAAGCUUACCACUGCAAUUCAGCAGCUCUGGGCUAAUAUCCGUCUCACAUGGAAAACCUUGCUGAUAGUGUCCCCAGGCGUCUACGAGAGGUGAUCAAGAGGAAAGGGAACACAACAAAAUGUUAGGAAGGCUCGGUGAAUGUUACUGCCCAUGUUCUGAUGCGCUAACCAUAAUUAUUUUUUUUUCAGAGCGCGCCUUAUCUUUUGCGACUGUAUGUAUGUAUGUGUGUGUGUGUGUGUGUGUGUGUGUGUGUAUAUUAUGUAAGGAAGGAAACUGACCAAGUAAAAAAAGCCUACAAUUGCCAGUCCUCUUGCACAUCAAAGUCAGCCAAAAUAAAGUAACAGAUGUCUUGAAACCUUCCUCUUAAAAGAAGUUGGUUUGAAACAAGGCUUCUUCAUAACGAGAGCUGUCUCGUACCACACACAAUAGCUCCACACCUACGUGAAAGCAUCCAUGUGUGGUGCCUGCCUUGGGAGGCACUAAAGAAAUAGGUGUAUACAUAUGAAAUAGAACAAUAUCUUCAGGAAUAACUCACCUCGACACACACACACACACACACA
Molecule: messenger RNA, 5095 nt
Organism: Portunus trituberculatus (swimming crab)
Lineage: Eukaryota; Metazoa; Arthropoda; Malacostraca; Decapoda; Portunidae
Gene: CCDC151
Product: outer dynein arm-docking complex subunit 3-like
Exons: 12
Coding region: 571-2352 (593 amino acids)
Biological process (GO): outer dynein arm assembly; cilium movement
Cellular component (GO): cilium
Source: RefSeq, a predicted model, not a curated record